AUGCCCGCUGGACUAGUAGUGGUCGAGGAGUGUUCAUCGAAGGCUGGUUCUGGAACGGGCAAGUUAGGCAACACCGAAGAAGAGUGGCUGAAAAUGUCGAUACGCGAGACUCUCGUUGUGAUGAGACACGUGUGGUUUCGGCAGCAACUUAGGCUACCCUGGGAAGAUGGCUUCAGGGUAUUCACGAUCGUCCGCAUUCAAGCGUCUACAACGUUGGCAUCCUCUAUCUCUGAGAAAAUGGAGGCCUUGGAAAUCUCCGAACGUACCGUCUGGGCCGUAGGGUGGCACUGUCAAGUAGAAUUCGCCCAUAAGAAGCAGCGACCGGAAAUAACAAUGGUAGAGGGUGACAGGAACGUGUCACCUUACCACAAUGUGGGUGGUUUGUCGACACAGAUCGCCCUGAUACGUGAUCUCAUAGAGAUACCCCUCACUCGGCCCCAUUUAUUCUCUCAUUUCAAUUUAAAACCGCCGAAAGGGGUUCUUCUGCACGGUCCCCCAGGAACCGGCAAGACUCACCUGGCUAGAGCCAUAGCCACGUCGACCAACUCAAGAGUACUCGUCGUUAACGGGCCAGAACUAUCUUCUGCGUAUCACGGUGAAAGUGAGCAAAGGCUCCGCGAGGUAUUCGAGCGGGCCAAGCGAUCAAGUCCGUGUAUCGUGGUCCUUGACGAGGUGGACGCAAUAUGUCCCAAGCGAGACGAUGGAGGUGAUGGCAAUGAGGUUGGAAAGCGCGUCGUUGCGACUCUCUUGACACUUUUGGAUGGUAUGGAUGAUAGCACAGCUCAAGGUGCACACGUCGUUGUGGUGGCUACGACGAAUCGCCCAAACGCAAUAGACCCGGCACUACGGAGGCCUGGUAGGUUUGAUCGUGAAGUAGAGAUUGGGAUUCCGGAUGUACCUGCGAGGCUCGAUAUUCUUCGAGUUCUCUUGCGAAAGACGCCCCAUACUCUCACAGAGAGUCAACUGCAGAUCAUCUCGGCGCAGACUCACGGUUACGUCGGAGCGGACUUGGCUGGUUUAGUUCGUGAAGCGGGGACGCUGGCCAUCAAGCGAAUGCUCGACUCGUCUCGGAUACAAGAACACGGCGUAAUCACGUUCGCUGACUUCCUACAUGCCCUUCCCUCGAUCCGGCCGUCUGCAUUACGAUCAUUGAUUGUCGAGACGCCUCGAGUUUCCUGGUCCGAUAUCGGAGGAGUGUCUCACAUCAGGGAAAGGCUGAGAGAGGCCAUUGAAUGGCCACUACUACAUCCAGAGACGUUUGCACGUCUAGGUGUGCAACCAACCAAGGGCCUUCUGCUUUAUGGCCCCCCCGGAUGCAGUAAAACUCUGACGGCAAAGGCAUUGGCAACAGAGAGCGGGAUAAAUUUUCUCUCAGUGAAGGGUCCGGAAUUGCUUAACAAAUAUGUCGGCGAGUCUGAAAGGGCGGUCCGAGAGGUGUUUGCCAAGGCUCGAGCUGGUGCUCCCUGCAUCAUAUUUUUCGAUGAGAUUGAUGCACUGGGAACAGCACGAAAUGACGAUAGGACAUCUGGUGCCCACGAGGGCGUGUUGACGAGUAUGCUAAACGAAAUGGAUGGCAUUCAGGAAUUGCAGGGCGUGAUCGUUGUUGCUGCAACAAAUAGACCUGACGUCAUGGAUUCUGCGCUGAUGAGGCCAGGGCGAUUGGACAAAAUUCUCUAUGUAGGACCGCCAGACGCUCGAGGCAGAGAGGAAAUCCUGCGAAUACGCACACGACACAUGACUAUUGAAGCAGGCAUCGACUUUGCACUCUUAGCUCAGAUGUAG
Messenger RNA from Serendipita indica DSM 11827, 1782 nucleotides. The record is from the annotation of a GenBank genome assembly. NCBI's taxonomy places the organism in Eukaryota, Fungi, Basidiomycota, Agaricomycetes, Sebacinales, Serendipitaceae.